ACAACAUCUGACGAAACAGCAACAAAUCACAUCUCUGCAUUACCUCUGUUUCUCUGUCUGGAACGUAGGGUGUUCAUGGAAGCAUGUCAGGAACAGAUGAAGUGGCACCGCCUUGGUACCGCUCCACCCGAUAUUUCAUGGCUUUCAUUAGCUCCUUCGGUAUGGCGAACACCUUCCUUCAACGCGGCGACCUCAGCAUGGCCAUCGUUUGCAUGGUGAACCACACUGCCGUAGACAUCCUCAAACACGGCCAUUCCAUGAUCGACAAUGUCAGCCUCUUCUCAAACGACACAGCGAGAUAUAUGUAUAUCGGAAGCAAUACAAGCAUAUCUAACACGCCCUCUGGAGUCACGAACAAUGUCACAGCCGGUGAGUCUCCAUACCAUUCGUGUGGCACUCAGACAUCUGAAGAAAAUACACGAGAGAAGGAGGACGGGGAGCUGGUUUGGGACAAGGAGACCCAGGGCCUUGUCCUGGGAGGACUUUAUUGGGGCUAUAUGGGUCUCCAGAUUUUCUGCUCAAUCAUUAUACAACGAUGGGGAUCAAAGAAAGUGGUGGCGACUGGGAUGUUCUUUAUGUCAGUACUGACGUUGUUGACACCGGUCACAGCAAGGUGGUCUCCCUGGGCAGUGCUCGUACUCAGAGCAGUAAUUGGAGUCUUCAAUGGUUUCACUAUUCCUGGCAUCUUCGCUGUCUGGGGAAAAUGGGCGCCUCCGACAGAACGAAGUCGUCUCAUAUGCAUUACAUACUCAGGAAACAUAUCAGCAACCGCUCUGGUGUUUCCUCUAUCAGCGUUCCUUUGCAAGCUGAAGUUUGCUGGAGGAUGGCCCUCAUUGUUCUAUCUCUACGGUGUCCUGGGUUUGUGCUGGACAUUCAUCUGGCUGUACUGUAUGUACGAUGAACCCGCACAUCACCCCAGAAUACACCCAAAGGAAAAACAGUAUAUUGAAGCAGCAUUAGGGAGGUCGACCCUAAAAAGCGUGUCAGUGCCUACACCGUGGCUAAAAAUAUGCACAUCUUUGCCCUUCCUUGGUAUAGUUUGUGCUCAGGUGACUUAUAACUGGAGCAUUUUCCUCAUGAUGUCCAAUCUGCCUAUCUACAUGAAGGAAGUACUGCAAUUUGACAUUAAAUCGAACGGCGCCUAUUCCUUCAUACCGUACCUGGCCAUGUUCCUCGUCAUUCUUCUCGGGUCAUUCUGUGCGGAUGCACUCAUAGAGAAACAGUUACUUAGCGUAACGUAUACUAGGAAACUCAUGACUGUCAUAGGUCAUCUUGUUCCUGGUAUUCUGUUGAUCAUACUGAGCUAUCUGGACUGCACCCAAAGUCACGCAGCCGUGGCCAUUCUGACGUUAGCCAUUGGCCUUGGGGGACUGGCCUUCUGUGGAAUCUUGAUCAACUUCUAUGAUAUUGCACCUAUAUUUGCCACCAAAAUUAUGACCGUUUCCAACGCCAUUAGCAUGAUUCCUGGAAUUCUGGCUCCGUAUGUUGUUGCUGAGAUAACGACAGAUAAAACUAGAGAACAAUGGCAGAUCGUAUUCUUCCUCACUGCUGGUCUGCUUGGGUUGGGAACUGUCGUGUACCUGAUUUUUGGACAAGGUCACGUACAGAAGUGGGCCGUUAUCCGGGAUACGCCAGAGGAAGAGAUAGCUCUUCCUUCAUGACGGCCAAUCUUCAACACGCCACUUCAAAGAAUAUGUUCAGAUGGAAAAUGUCUUGUUCACUUUUGCCCACCUCACCAUCAUUGUUUACAAAUAUUUAAAGAAUUAAUUCAUUCACUAAAUCGUACAUGCCCUUUCCAACAACUUGCAUGUCAACACUGUGGUCAUUCUGACAUUGUGUUUGCCACUCAUAUCCAAAAUGGUAUCGUGUGUGUUUAUUAUUGAUUCGUUUGACUGUUGUGAACACAUGGUAUUUUGGCAAUAAAUACUUUGUUUUUUUAAUGUUACGUAAUAUUGUACGCUUCUGUAGUUUCUAGAAUAAUGUGGAAUAUGAGAUAAGAAGUGUCCCAGUAUCCCUUGUCCUCUGUAACAAUCGUAUUAAAACAUAUGAUACAAAACACUAAAACCAGUUUCAAAUCAAUUCAUAUUAAAUUUCUGCACAAACAAGUACGUUUUCAUGAGAGUUAAUAUCAAUGUCCAUGAACACAACAGGAAUACGUGCACGGUGUCCGCUAACUAUGAUGAUGAGCAGGUUGGACCUGCACGCCUUCAAUACUGAGAAGUAUCUCUAUUAUAGUCGACCCGGCUGGGACAUUCAAGUAUGAAAAUGUGCACUAAAGCUCGGAAAGUGCAUUUCUGCAACAGCUGGAACUUCGGAACGUAAACAUUUGCAGAUGUGACGAGCAAUGCAUGCAGAAUCACUGUGGUUUGUUUUCAUGACUACAUUACGAUUUUACGAAACAUAUCCAUAGAAUCCAUAUCCGAUUUUGAGGGUCAUUUACAGUUUGCAGUUACGUCUAAAAUGUGUAUGCGUAGUGUCGAAUUGUUCUUCAGCAACCCAUGCUUGUCGUAAUAGACGACUAACGGGAUCGGGAGGUCAGGCUCGCUGACUUGGUUGACAUGUCAUCGUAUCCCAUUUGCGUAGAUCGAUGCUCAGGCUGUUGAUCACUGGAUCUUUUUGGUUCAGCCGCGAUUAUUAACGGGACACCGCCAUAUAGAUGGAAUAUUGCUGAGUGGGGCGUUACACAGCAAAAACAAUAACCCUCCCAUAAUUGUUUUGCGCACAUAUAUAUUUCAUGGUGUGAUUUUCCAAAGUCGGAAGUUAUACUUAUACCUAAUCUAGUCAUGAAUCAACUUAUCAUGAUUAUGCUUACACGA
This is a messenger RNA of Haliotis rubra (blacklip abalone), 2816 nucleotides long. RefSeq lists its product as uncharacterized. The coding region runs from base 84 to 1661 and encodes 525 amino acids. NCBI's taxonomy places the organism in Eukaryota, Metazoa, Mollusca, Gastropoda, Lepetellida, Haliotidae. Gene Ontology annotation, biological process: transmembrane transport; monoatomic anion transport. The record is from RefSeq and is a predicted model, not a curated record. The transcript has 9 exons. Gene Ontology annotation, molecular function: transmembrane transporter activity.